Messenger RNA from Penicillium cataractarum, 1575 nucleotides. RefSeq names its product 2OG-Fe(II) oxygenase. The coding region runs from base 1 to 1575 and encodes 524 amino acids. The transcript is spliced from 4 exons. Lineage: Eukaryota; Fungi; Ascomycota; Eurotiomycetes; Eurotiales; Aspergillaceae. The record is from RefSeq and is a predicted model, not a curated record.
AUGGAUGAACAAAAAUGUCCCAGAACUCCCAUGUCCAGCUUGUCGAGGAUUGCAUUCAAAACAGUCUGCAGUCAACUCGAGAAGUCGCUCAGCAAUGAGAAGGCUUCCGCUUCAUUUGCCUGCGGGGGCACGAUCCCAGUUAAAUGCACUCACGCUGCAAACCUACGCUCGAGCACCGCCGAAGAAGUCCCAGAAACUGGUGAAAGGCUCAAGUCCUCCGGGCCUGUCAACAUUUUCUGGGAGCUCAAUGAUGCUUCGACUGCACGAAAACUCACCCUUCCACUUAGCACCUCUGUAGAGACCAACGACUCUUCCAGUUCCAUGACUAGACUUGGUCAACUGGUCGCUGACUGUGAGCCUGCUCCUUUUGGUAGAAACCAAGAAACUGUCCUGGAUACACAGUAUCGCAAGGCCGGGAAGCUCGAAACCCAUCAAUUUGCGACUACCUUCCAUCCGGCAGACUUUGGCAUCAUUGAACGCGUUGAGCAAGUUCUGCUCCCUUCGCUGCAGAAGCUUAUGCAACAAUUCCUGGAGAUUCGCCGACUAGAAGUGGAACUCUACAAGUUGAAUGUCUAUUCGGGUCCUUCCGGUCUCUUUAAGAGCCACGUUGAUACUCCGCGCUCGAAAAACCAGAUUGGAUCCCUGGUUGUGUGCCUGCCUUCCCCCUUUAAGGGCGGAAGUUUGAUUGUGCGCCAUGGGGGCAGGGAAGUCAAAUUUGGCUGGGAGCACCAAAGUGCCGAUACAAUCCAAUGGGCCGCUUUCUAUAGUGACUGUGAGCAUGAGAUCACGAUGGUCAACCAGGGUGAACGAAUCACUCUGACCUACAAUCUCUACGCGGUCACUGAGCUGCUCGACAAGGCGGACCGGGUUAGUGCAAUCAUCGACCCAAAGUCCUUCCCGCUAUACAGGGACUUUAAAAAUCUCCUCGAAAUGCCAGGAUUCAUGAAGACAGGUGGGGUCCUUGGAGCAUUCUGCUCCCAUGCUUAUCCCCAUGCGACAUCCGACGCAUCUAUUUUGCUUCCACGUGGUCUCAAGGGCGCAGAUUUGGUCUUUUAUUCUGCAUUGCAUGCCUUGGGGGUCGAGGUCGAUGUUCUGCCCGUCAUGCUCGGACACGGGUAUAAGAAUACCAAGGACGACUGGUGGGAUUCCGACGAGGGCAAAGAACCCGACCAUGACACCAACUCCGACGAUGAUGAUGAAGACGGCGAUAAUGGUAGGAAAAAAAGAAGACGCAAAAACAAGAAAAACCAAGACAGCAAUGGUCCCCUCGAGUAUUUGGACCCCGGUAAAAAGGUGCGGGUAGGAAAGUGCUUGAACUCUUAUGUGGCUGCCGAAAUGUAUGAAGAAGAGCCAUUUUCUGAGAUUCUGAACGAGAACUGGCCAACACGAUGCUACGAAAAGCCUAUUACAUGGGUUACAGCUCCACGGCCUGAGAACAUUCGCGCGGCGAUGACUUACAUGGCUUAUGGGAAUGAAGCUUCCCAGGCCGAAGUCUACUCUUAUGCUGCGAUCAUCGCUGUCAUUCCCCCGUGGACAGAACGUCAGAAACUGUUAGCAAAGCUCGAGGAGAAGUGA